Molecule: messenger RNA, 939 nt
Organism: Mangifera indica (mango)
Lineage: Eukaryota; Viridiplantae; Streptophyta; Magnoliopsida; Sapindales; Anacardiaceae
Exons: 7
Coding region: 220-939 (239 amino acids)
Source: RefSeq, a predicted model, not a curated record
UUUGUUUAUUUGUCUUCUAUAACAAAGAAAGUUCUAGUUGUCUUCUAUAACAAAGAAAGAAAGAAGGUUGAGGCUGAGGCGUCCCUGUACUCUCUUGAUCUCUCCACUCUCUUCACCAAGGAAACUCUCUCUCUUCACAUCAAUUUACUUACGAAUUUCAAGGAAUUUCUCUUGCCAAUAGGAGUUUCUGGAUAUUACAUUGUUGCAAAGUAUACUCCUAUGACUUUUGAUGGUAAAUCUGGUGAACCAGUGUUUGUUACAUCCAAAAAUGUAGUUGAAAGUGAAAUUUAUACUCAAAAAAGGAAAGUUCGAGGAAAAAAUCAUAACAAAAAAGUAUCUGGUCUAAAAAAUGGAGAAAAACUUCCAAUUGUCUUCUACAACAAUCGAGCAGUGAGAGAGAAUCAUCAAUCAUGGUCAAGGCACUUGGGAAGAAUUGUGCGUAAUCCAAACAUUUGUCCUAUACGAGUGAAAUCUUGGAAAGAAAUUGGAAAGAAAGAGAAAGAUCAUAUGUGGGAAUCUGUAAAGGAUAAAUUUGAGAAUCCUGACAUGGAGUUGUAUCGUGACUACACUUUGGAACAUAUGAAUACCUUGUGGGUAAAUUGGAGAUCAUGUUUAAAUGCAAAAUAUGUUAAACCUUGCAAAACCGUAGCUGAAGCUUUAAAAAAUAAGCCAGAAGGUAUGGAGAAAGAAGAUUGGGAAUGGUUGACUAAACACUUUUUUACUAAGGAUUUUCAGAAAAUAAGCUCUCAAGCCUCUCAAAACAGAGCUAAAUCUUCAAUGCCUCAUUGUACGGGUAGUAAACCUCAUAGACAGAUUAUUUAUGACAUGGGAGGAAAAGAAAGUAAUCCACCUGAUAUGGGAAUACUCUUUUUUGAAACUCGAAAAAAGGAUGGAAAGUUGGUUGAGCUGAAACUGAAGAAAAACAUCUUCAAAUUGUAA